CCUACACUGUUGACAAACUUAGACAAAGCCCGGGGGGGACCGGGCCGGGCAGAGGGGCGGCUUCUUCCGCUGCGCCCUGGCGGGACAGGGGGAAGCGGCCCUGCUGUCUCUGCGCUGGGGCUUUUGGGCUGGGACUCAGGACAUCGGGUGACAGCCCUGCCGCCCCCAGCGAUGCGGCUUACAGAUAAUGACAAAGGAAUCCGCUGUGUCGGGCCUCUCUUUUCCCUUGUGAAAAAUGAGGCCAGGGAACUGCGUCUGACUUUCGAACCCCUUCCACCUGGGACAUUCUAGGACUCUAGUAUGGAUAAGUCUUCUCUGGAUAACUUUGUCCUGGCAACUCCCUGCCAACUCCAAUUGGCUGGACAGUUCAUUGGAUUUUUGCGCUCCCAAUUGUCCGUGCCUGGUCACAUAAGGGAAGGGCUGGGGAGUCAGUGCAAUGGACGCGGGCCGUAAGUGGGGCCCGGGAGGGGACCCAGAGGCUGCGAGGAACUUGGAAGAGGGCUGCCUGCUGAUGGGAGUCUCCUGACUCCCUCCCUCCCGCGGCCUUGGCCGGCUGCUGUAUCUUCCCUGGUCCUCCUCCGCCUCCCAGGAGGCCUCCGGCGGCCAGCUGGGCCCCUUACAAACUGGACUUGCGGAUGCCCCGUGCCAUUCACCGUGGAGCGCUGGGAGGCGGUCAGGGCCAGGGCUGUUUAGGCGGCCCCUCCAUCAUUUUCUCAUAGAAAUGAGAUUGACUGAAGCAAGAUAUCUGUUCCAGAAACCCCUGCCACAACGGUGGUUUAUGCGAGGAGAUUUCCCAAGAAGUGCGAGGGGACGUCUUCCCCUCAUACACGUGCACGUGCCUUAAGGGCUAUGCGGGCAACCACUGUGAGAUGAAAUGCGUCGAGCCACUGGGCAUGGAGAAUGGCAACAUUGCCAACUCACAGAUCACUGCCUCAUCUGUGCGUGUGACCUUCUUGAGUUUGCAGCACUGGGCCCCGGAGCUGGCCCGCCUGAACCGCGCAGGCAUGGUCAAUGCCUGGACACCCAGCAGCAAUGAUGAGAACCCCUGGAUCCAGGUGAACCUGCUGCGGAGGAUGUGGGUAACAGGUGUGGUGACGCAGGGUGCCAGCCGCUUGGCUAGUCCUGAGUACCUGAAGGCCUUCAAGGUGGCCUACAGCCUUAAUGGACAUGAAUUCGAUUUCAUCCAUGAUGUUAAUAAAAAACACAAGGAGUUUGUGGGUAACUGGAACAAAAACGCGGUGCAUGUCAACCUGUUUGAGACCCCUGUGGAGGCUCAGUAUGUGAGGUUGUACCCCACGAGCUGUCACACGGCUUGUACUCUGCGCUUUGAGCUACUGGGCUGUGAGUUGAACGGAUGCACCAAUCCCCUGGGCCUGAAGAAUAACAGCAUCCCUGACAAGCAGAUCACGGCCUCCAGCAGCUACAAGACCUGGGGCUUGCAUCUCUUCAGCUGGAACCCCUCCUAUGCACGGCUGGACAAGCAGGGCAACUUCAACGCCUGGGUUGCGGGGAGCUACAGUAAUGAUCAGUGGCUGCAGGUGGACCUGGGCUCCCCGAAGGAGGUGACAGGCAUCAUCACCCAGGGGGCCCGUAACUUUGGCUCUGUCCAGUUUGUGGCAUCCUACAAGGUUGCCUACAGUAAUGACAGUGCGAACUGGACUGAGUACCAGGACCCCAGGACUGGCAGCAGUAAGAUCUUCCCUGGCAACUGGGACAACCACUCCCACAAGAAGAACUUGUUUGAGACGCCCAUCCUGGCUCGCUAUGUACGCAUCCUGCCUGUAGCCUGGCACAACCGCAUCGCCCUGCGCCUGGAGCUGCUGGGCUGUUAGUGGCCGCCUGCCACCCCCAGGUCUUCCUGCUUUCCAUGGGCCCACUGCCUCCUGGCUUCUCAGCCCCUUUAAAUCACCAUAGGGCUGGGGACUGGGGAAGGGGAGGGUGUUCAGAGGCAGCACCAUCACACAGUCACCCCUCCCUCCCUCUUCCUCACCCUCCACCUCUCAUGGGCCCUGCCCCAGCCCCUAACCCCCAUCCCCUAACCCCCAGCCCUCACUGUCCUGUUUUCUUAGGCACUGAAGGAUCUGAGUAGGUCUGGGAUGGACAGGAAAGGGCAAAGUAGGGCGUGUGGUUUCCCUGCCCCUGUCCGGACCCCCGAUCCCAGGCGCGUAUGUCUCUGUCUCUCCUAUCCCCUCUCUCACACAUCACAUUCCCAUGGUGGCCUCAAGAAAGGCCCGGAAGCGCCAGGCUGGAGAUAACAGCCUCUUGCCCGUCAGCCCUGCAUCGGCCCUGGGGUACCAUGUGGCCACAACUGCUGUUGCCCCCUGUCCCCAAGACACUUCCCCUUGUCUCCCUGGAUACCUCUCUUGCCCCUUGUCCUGAAGCCCAGUGAGACAGAAGGGGGUGGGGCGGGUCUAUGGGGAGAUAAGGGAGCGAGGUCAGAGGAGGGCAUGGGUUGGCAGGGUGGGCAUUUGGGGCCCUCUGAGCUGGCUUUUCACCCCAGAGGACACAGGCAGCUUCCAAAAUAUAUUUAUCUUCUUCACGGGAA
Messenger RNA from Nomascus leucogenys (northern white-cheeked gibbon), 2545 nucleotides. It is a transcript of the gene MFGE8, whose product is annotated as milk fat globule-EGF factor 8 protein. The record is from RefSeq and is a predicted model, not a curated record. Bases 870 to 1832 code for a protein of 320 amino acids. The transcript has 8 exons. Lineage: Eukaryota; Metazoa; Chordata; Mammalia; Primates; Hylobatidae.